UGGUUUGCCGGACGUUUCCUUGUUUACAGCAGUGUGACUGAGCUGCUUGGAUGCCACACAAGGAUGUUGGACAGUCAUGGCUUUUUUCAAGACUAAAGAGCGAACCAAGGAAAGAUUUUCUCUCUUGUUAUUGGAUUUGGAAGAGUAUUAUUUUGAACAGCACACUGCAUACAAUGUGACAAGAGGCUCAGCUAAGAAGAGAAAAAUCCGAGGCUCAUUUAAGGUCUGUUCCAGAUCAGUCAUUUUUGACCCGGAAGAUUUUACGGAGCCAAUUUUAAAGAUUCCAUUGCGAGACUGUAAGCAAAUUGACUUCGUGGAAAAAGAGACCAACCCGUUCAAUGAACCCAAACCAUCCUCCAUUUUAAUUCACUGUGAACAGGUUAUAUACAUCAAAGAAAACUGCGUCGUUUCACCCUACAGAAACGAGCGAGGCACAAAGACUGUCAACUUUGAGCUGGAAGUGUGGCGUAAAACGGAGGAUGUCGUUCAAACUUUACAUCAACUGCAUCGAGCAUCCUGUCUGGAAAAGCUUGGUGACCAGACCGCUAUGAUUACAGCCAAUCUUCAAUCCCGACUGGCAAGGACAGCGUUCGACAAGUUCUGCUUUCAGAGCGUCGCCGAGACGCCUCACAUGGAGUGCACGGUGGAGAUGGUCCUCCCUCUGGUAUCCAAUCCCGGCCACGUCUGCGUUACAAACGAGAAUCUCUACUUUCAACCGCUCAACGGCUAUCCGGAGCAGGUCCUUCAGAUCAAACUGCAUCAAGUCAGGCGGAUCUACAAAAGAAGACACGGUCUCAGACCCCUGGGGCUCGAAGUGUUCUGUUCCGAGAACGACUUCUGUUCCGACAUCUAUCUCAAGUUUUACAACACGGCGGACCGAGAUGAAAUUUAUUACUUCAUUGCCACAUUCCUGGAGAACCACAUGACGGAGCACACAGCAGAGAGUUACAUGCUGCAGUGGCAGCGCGGCCACCUGAGUAACUACGAGUAUCUGCUCCACCUCAACAACCUUGCCGACCGCAGCUGCAACGACCUCUCGCAGUACCCCGUCUUCCCUUGGGUCGUCGCCGACUACACGAGCGCACAACUGGAUCUGACAAAUGCAGCCACAUUCAGGGACCUCAGCAAACCAGUCGGAGCGUUAAACAAAGAGCGGCUGGAUCGGCUCUUGUGCCGCUUCCGAGGCAUGCCCGAGCCUCGCUUCAUGUACGGCAGCCACUACUCCUCUCCCGGCUACGUUCUUUUCUACCUGGUCAGAGUAGCUCCAGAACACAUGUUGUGUCUGCAGAAUGGCCGCUUUGACCAUGCGGAUCGAAUGUUUAACAGCAUCGGUGAAACGUGGAAAAACUGCUUAGAGGGGGCAACGGACUUUAAAGAGUUAAUUCCGGAAUUUUACGGGGAUGACGCAAGCUUCUUGGAAAAUCACCUGCGCCUUGAGCUGGGUCGGCGGCAGAACGGAAGCUUUGUCGGCGAUGUCCACCUCCCACCCUGGGCCUCAGAUGCUCGGGAUUUCCUGCAGAAGCACAAGAUGGCACUGGAGAGUCAGUACGUGUCGGAGCACCUGCACGAGUGGAUCGAUUUGGUGUUUGGUUUCAAGCAGAGAGGAAGCGAAGCCGUCGGGGCCCAUAAUGUAUUUCACCCACUGACCUACGAAGGGGGCAUCGACUGUGACAGUCUGGAGGACCCGGACCAGAGGGUGGCCAUGCUGACCCAAAUACUGGAGUUUGGUCAGACUCCCAGGCAACUCUUCACCACUCCUCACCCUCAGAGGAUCGUGGCAAGGUCGCCCAACAUCACCAGGAGCCCGAGCCUCACAUCGCCCAUCAGCGAACUCACCCCGGGCUCUCUGAAUGAGGACUCCUCCUUCGAGGACCUGACAGAGGAGAGCCGGAAGCUGGCGUGGUCAAACAUGGGCCGUCUGACGCCAGCCUCCAGACACAAGAUCCAUAAAGACGCGGUGACGGCCAUCACCGUCAGCCGAGACGGUGCUUCCGUUUUCAGCACAUCCCGAGACUCAACGCUUAAGAUGUUCUCCAAAGAACUGAAGGACUUUCAGAGGAGCGUGUCUUUCUCCAAUAUGGCCUUGUCAUCAUGCCUGAUGCUGGCUGACGUUCAAAUGGUGGUGUGCUCCUCCUGGGACAAUAAUGUUUAUUUCUAUUCCAUCCCAUAUGGAAGGCGACAGGACACGCUGAUGGGUCAUGACGACGCCGUCAGUAAAGUGCUUUGGUCCGACGACAAGCUCUUCACGGCGUCCUGGGAUUCUACGGUCAAGGUGUGGCGGUGUGAGCCUCACGUUUUGUGCGGUCGCAAGAGAUCACAUUUUGAGCUGUUGGCUGAGUUGGAACAUGACGCCGGGGUGAACGCUAUUGGACUGAAUCCUUCGGGGACUCUGCUGGCGUCAGGAUGCAAAGACGGGGCCGUCACCAUCUGGGACACGGACGCCUACCGAACCCUUCAGCAAGUCGACUGCCACGCUGCCACCGUCCACCAUGUGUCUUUCAGUCCAGACAGUCGACACGUCCUCAGCAUUGGCGCCGAUUCCUUCAUGAAGGUCACUGACGUUCAGACGGGAAUGGUGAUCUCGUCCGUGAAAUCAGACGAGGAGCUCAGGUGUUUCCGCUGGGACGGAAACUCUGUGCUGUGCGGGGGCCAGUCAGGUGACCUCCUGCUAUGGGACUUGAUGAGCAACACCGUCACCGCCAGGAUCUCGGCACAUUCAGGUGCAGUCACAGCCAUGUGGAUGAAUGAGCUGCGUGCCACAGUGAUCACAGGCGGAGAGGACGGAGAGGUCAUCUACUGGAAGCUGCACGAUUAGUGCGCAGACUCUGAAGAACAUUUGGGGAAAAAUAAAGCCAUUGAUGCGAGGCAAUGGGAAAGCGUCAAGACCCCCAAAUCUUCAGCACAUGGUUAGACACAGAGGGUCUACGUUGAUGUGUGGCUAUCUGGACAUUGAGA
Messenger RNA from Hippocampus comes (tiger tail seahorse), 2955 nucleotides. It is a transcript of the gene nsmaf, whose product is annotated as neutral sphingomyelinase (N-SMase) activation associated factor. The record is from RefSeq and is a predicted model, not a curated record. Gene Ontology annotation, molecular function: protein binding. The transcript is spliced from 31 exons. Bases 77 to 2815 code for a protein of 912 amino acids. Lineage: Eukaryota; Metazoa; Chordata; Actinopteri; Syngnathiformes; Syngnathidae.